UUGGUAGAAGCAAUCUGGAACUGGCAUAAUACAAUCCUGAGUCAUAUGAGGAGGUAUGGGAUCUUUUCAAAGCAUCUUCUGGGGAGCAAAGGGUGCAGGAGAAGCCAACAACGGAUUGAAUGAACCCAACUCUAAACAAAGCCCUGAAGUCAAGAAGAUCAAGAGGAAACACGAGUCUGAAGCCCCCAAAACAUCAGCACCCAGGGCACCAGCCCGCGCACCCAGUUCAUCAUCUCGGCUCUCUUUGGGUUUCCAACCGAUGCCUGCAAAAGUGCCCCGUUAUGAUGAAGGAAUCUCUAUGCCCCCAAUACAUCUUCAUUUGGAGAUUGUCCAAAGUAGUCCUCAACACUUGCAUUCUCCACAGCUGCAAGUCACCAGUGUCCAAACGAAUCCCCUCCGUCUCUGUGAUUCAGCAGCACAAACAUUGAUAUCAUCAGGUUUUGCAGAUGAAUCUUUUGAAGAUAUAAUGAAGGAGAAAGAAAAGGAGAGAAAGAUUGGAGGUGAUACAGAAAUGGAAGAAAACCUGGAGAAGCAGGAUCACAUCAAGACCCCAUCACCUUCUCAGGGUCAAGUGAAGCAAGUGCUCAUUUAUGCUAUUUUACAGUCUGCUCCAAGCAGGGUGAAGGAGAAGAUAGUGCUCCUCUGUUCUGCUCUCACAGAAAAGGAUCAACAGAUGGUGGAAAAGUUUGCCAGAUUGAUUGGUGCUGGAAUUGUGCAAAGCUUCAAUCCUCAAGUGACUCAUUUGAUAGUGUACCAAAACAUGAAGGUCACAAUGAAGUUUCUCUAUGGCAUCUGUCAUCGAAAGUGGAUCGUCGACUUCUCCUGGGUGCAAAAGUCCUUGAAUGCCAAGAUGUGCUUGCCUGAGGACGAUUUUGAGGCCACCUAUGCAAAUCAUGAGAUGGGUCCACACAGAGCUAGGACGGGUUCUCCACCUCCAUUUGAGAAUGUCCAGGUUGCAUGCCUAGAACCUCUGAGGAAUAUUUCACGGCAGAUCAUGGAGGAAAUGAUCACCCUUUGUGGAGGCUUGGUGGUAUCUAGUCCAGAUCAUUUUGUUCCUGGUCGUAAGAUUGCUGUUAUCCUGGGAGUGAACAGUGUAGAUGUAGACUAUGAAGCAUUGGCUGUAGAGUACCCACAUGCCCUGAUUCUUGAUCAACGGUGGGCUGUGAGGACCAUCGGCUCAUAUAACAUUGUUCCGAUCGAGGACUAUGUCAUUUCCUUGCGACUGUCAGACCGACUUGCUGUCAUGGAUCUGGAUCUACCAAAGGGAUACCUCAAAAGCAGCCAUGGCAAGAAUUCAUUCCACUGA
This is a messenger RNA of Darwinula stevensoni, 1306 nucleotides long. Lineage: Eukaryota; Metazoa; Arthropoda; Ostracoda; Podocopida; Darwinulidae. The record is from the annotation of a GenBank genome assembly.